Rhagoletis pomonella (apple maggot) is the source of this 3486-nucleotide messenger RNA. RefSeq names its product nuclear export mediator factor NEMF homolog. Gene Ontology annotation, cellular component: RQC complex. Gene Ontology annotation, molecular function: ribosomal large subunit binding; tRNA binding. NCBI's taxonomy places the organism in Eukaryota, Metazoa, Arthropoda, Insecta, Diptera, Tephritidae. Gene Ontology annotation, biological process: ribosome-associated ubiquitin-dependent protein catabolic process; rescue of stalled cytosolic ribosome. The record is from RefSeq and is a predicted model, not a curated record.
CGCUAUCUAACUGCGUGUCAGCUGCUGCAUUUUGCAAGGAUUUCAGGUGUUUUUUUCGAGUCAAAAAUUAAUUUUAUCAUAAAAUAAAAACAUUGGAAUAAUGAAAACACGCUUUAACACUUACGACAUCGUUUGUGGUGUCGCGGAAUUGCAGCGUUUGGUCGGACAUCGGGUAAAUCAAAUAUAUGACAUUGACAACAAAACCUAUUUGAUUCGAUUCCAAGGAGGGGAAGCAAAAACGGUGCUUUUAAUUGAAUCUGGCAUUCGCUUCCAUACAACUGUCUUCGAAUGGCCCAAAAACAUGGCGCCCUCAGGCUUCAGCAUGAAGCUGAGAAAGCAUCUCAAGAACAAACGUUUAGAAAAGUUGCAACAACUUGGCAUGGAUCGCAUAAUUGAUUUGCAAUUUGGUACCGGUGAAGCAGCGUAUCACGUUAUAGUCGAAUUAUACGAUCGUGGUAACAUCAUACUCACCGACCAUGAGCUGACAAUUUUGUAUAUAUUGAGGCCUCACUAUGAAGGUGAAGAAGUACGAUUUGCUGUUCGUGAAAAAUAUCCAUCAAAUCGAGCGAAGGAACAAGCUAACGAUUUAUCCGAAAAAGAUAUUCGUAACAUAAUUUCUAGCGCAAACCCGGGCGAGAAUUUAAGACGUUUGCUGAUGCCAAAAGUAGAUUUUGGACCGGCUGUCAUCGAUCAUGUGCUGCAUAAGUACAAACUGGAAAAUUGUGUGCUUGAGAAGAAAGAGAGUCCAUCUGAAGGUGAGAAAAAAGAGGAUAAUGUCCCCGCCGAAAUAGAGAAUCAGCUAGGUGAAAGCAAGGCCGGCAAAAAACCGAAGAAGCAAAAGAAAAGAGGAGGGAAUCCAAUUAAUACACGAAAUUUCAAUAUAGAGACUGAUUUACCUACUCUUAUGCAAGCAAUUCAAGAAGCCAACGAGAUUUUUGUACAAGGACGCUCUUCUGUCCCAAAGGGUUAUAUUAUUCAAAAACGUGAAGAGAAACCCGCAACUGAUGGUAGCGAAUCGAAAGAGGCCUUUUACCAAAAUAUUGAAUAUCAUCCAUUUUUGUUCGCACAGUUUGAAGGUCAACCAGUAUCUGAGUUUGACACUUUCAUGUUAGCUGUGGAUGAGUUUUACUCUACGAUGGAGGGGCAGAAAAUAGACCUGAAAACAUUACAGCAGGAGCGCGACGCUUUGAAAAAACUUUCAAAUGUUAAAAAAGAUCAUGCCAAACGUCUUGAAAACCUUACAAAGUCGCAGGAAGUGGAUAAACAGAAGGCUGAGUUGAUUACAUGUAAUCAACAAUUAGUUGACCACGCAAUAUCAGCUGUUCAGUCAUUAAUUGCAUCGCAAAUGUCAUGGUCCGAUAUAGAUAAAGUUGUUAAGGAAGCUCAGGCUGAUGACGAUCCUGUGGCUGGUGUGAUUAAGCAACUGAAAUUGGAAACUAAUCAUAUAUCUUUACGGCUCUCAGAUCCAUAUAAAAACUUUGAGGAAGAUUCUGAUGAUGGCGAAACUAAUAACGAUGAUUCCGAUGGUUUGCCAACACUAAUUGUAGAUGUAGAUUUGGCACUAUCCGCUUGGGCUAAUGCUCGAAAAUAUUACGACUUGAAGCGCUACGCAGCGAAAAAGGAGCAAAAAACUAUUGACGCGUCACAAAAAGCCUUAAAAUCAGCUGAAAGGAAGACGCAGCAAACGUUGAAAGAAGUUCGUAUAAUAUCGACGAUAUCAAAAGCCAGAAAAGUAUAUUGGUUCGAAAAGUUUUAUUGGUUUAUUAGUUCUGAAAAUUACUUAGUUAUUGGCGGUAGAGACGCACAACAAAAUGAAUUGAUUGUGAAACGUUACAUGCGAGCAUCCGACAUCUAUGUACAUGCUGAAAUUCAAGGAGCUUCGAGUGUGGUUAUACGAAACCCCAGCGCAGGAGAGAUACCACCCAAGACAUUACUAGAAGCAGGCACCAUGGCUAUAUCAUACAGUGUGGCUUGGGAUGCCAAAGUUGUGACAAAUGCGUACUGGGUGCGCAGCGAUCAAGUCACCAAGACAGCACCUUCCGGUGAAUACCUGGGUACGGGUAGUUUCAUGAUACGCGGCAAAAAGAACUUCUUACCAUCGUGCCACUUGAUAAUGGGUCUGAGCUUACUGUUCAAGUUAGAAGAUAGUUUUGUAGAAAGGCAUCGUGGUGAGCGAAAGCUGCGCACCUUUGAGGAAGAGCAGCAGGAAUUGGAAGAGCAAGAACAACGAAUGAAUCAGUUGGGAAUAAAAGGCGAUGUGGAAAUAGAUCUAGAGGGUGAUGACCCGCUAGAUGAAGAUGCCGAGGCAGAAGAAACCGCCAAGCAGGGGCCGAGCAUCCAACAACUGGAGAAAGUAAAUGAAGAGAAUGAAGAGUUGGAUGUCUCGGACAACUUAACUAACUUCCCAGAUACGCAAGUAAAAAUUGAACACGAUACAGGGCGGAUUACCAUACGAAGUGACUCACUGGUAGACACAUCUCCUAACGUAGUACACCAAAAGCUUACAACUUCAGCCAAAGUAGAAAUAAAUGAGGACGAAGAAGCAACAAUCAUACCAGCUGCACCGGCCCGGAAAAAGCAGCAGCAAAAUGCCAAGAAAAGGAAAGAGGAGAAAAGAAAAAAAACGCAGCAGGAAUUAAGGCAACAGCAACAAAAUGCGGCUGAAAAAGAAGAAAAGAAUGCUUCGCAAAUAAAACGCGGACAGCGGGGUAAGCUUAAGAAGAUGAAAACUAAAUACAAGGACCAGGAUGAUGAAGAGCGUGAGCUGCGCAUGAUGAUCUUGAAGUCAGCGGGCAAGGAUAAAAUAAGUGCAGCCGAUAAGAAGAUAGAGGAGGAAAUAAAAACGCAAGUUUCUCACAAAGAAAAGAAGAAUUAUGAGAGGAAAGAGGAGCCGUUCCAGUUGGGCGGUGAUAUGGAUGAAGGUGAUGAUAUGCUAUCUGGUGCUGAUGUGGCCAUGUUAGAUUCACUUACUGGACAGCCACUGGAAGGCGAUGAACUAUUGUUCGUUAUACCAGUUGUAGCGCCUUACCAGGCACUGCAAAAUUACAAGUUUCGUGUUAAGUUGACGCCAGGCACUGGUAAGCGUGGGCGUGCUGCCAAGACAGCGCUAACCAUGUUUUCCAAGGACAAAAGCUGCGGUCCACGAGAGAGGGAUUUACUCAAGAGCAUCAAAGAAGAAGCGCUGGCUAGAAAUAUACCAGGAAAGGUGAAGCUUUCGGCACCCCAGCUGCAAAAGUUCAAGAAGUAAAAAUGGAUUUCAAGCGAUGGCUUCCAAAUAAUCUUGGAGCCUUCGCGAUUACGUCUGUGUGCAUUACCUAUACAAUGAAAAAAAAAAAAAAAAAAUGUGAAGUGAUGAUAUUAAAUUGUUGCUGAUUGUAAGAAAUAUGAAUUUUGAAUUCUAGUAUACUGUUUUAUUUACCUGCUAGUGGGUCCAUGUAUUUAACCCCUAAAUAAUAAAUAAAUUACGCGUGCGAUAUUUUCUCUUUA